Molecule: messenger RNA, 912 nt
Organism: Pestalotiopsis fici W106-1
Lineage: Eukaryota; Fungi; Ascomycota; Sordariomycetes; Amphisphaeriales; Sporocadaceae
Exons: 1
Coding region: 1-912 (303 amino acids)
Molecular function (GO): FMN binding
Source: RefSeq, a predicted model, not a curated record
AUGUCGUCGCCUGCCGGAUCAAACCCGGCUGCCCCUUGGCGCAGUCUGUUCAUAGAGCACAUUGAGGCCAUGAAGUCGCCCGAGUUCACCCUGUCCACCAUCCGCAAGGUACCAAGCUCGUCGCCGCAAGCAAAGCAACUGGGCGCCAUCCAAACCGGCGACGGUUUCGCGCACAUUCCCCGGGCCCGUACUUGCAUUUUUCGGGGCAUGUGGGCAGGACUGAACGCAAACCCAAAGAAUGACGCCCCGCUCAACCCGGAGCUAUACGACAGCGAGCUGCUGACGUUUACUACCGACGUCCGCAUGGACAAGAUGCCCGAGCUGUGGGGUGCUGCUGCCGCCGCCGACGAGAUGGUACCGGGCACCGACGGCGGUAGUAAGCUGGACGGCACGGGCGGCGGCGGACCCGUCGAGGCCGUCUUUUGGGCCGAGGACGCCAUGGUGCAGUGGCGCGUGCGGGGGCGGGCGUACGUCCUGGGCCCCGACGUGGAUCAGGAGACGAGCAAGCCAACGAGGGAGCUGCUCCGGGACCGCAUGCGCAAGCGGGACUCGCAGCACGCCUCGGGCCAGGAGGCCGAGUGGAGCUGGACUCGCGAGGUGACGGCGCACUUUGGCAACUUGAGCCCCGGCAUGAGAGGCACGUUCCGGAACCCGCCGCCAGGUCGGCCGGUGAACCUGCCCGUGGGAGACGGGCUUGGGCUCGGGCAAAAGGUGGCGGACUUGGGGGACGAGAUUGCUCGCCGCAAUUUCCGUGUUGUCGUCAUUGUGCCCGAGGAGGUCGACCGCUGCGAUUUGAGUGACCCGGCUCGCGGCCGCAGAUGGCUUUACCGGUUUGUGGGCGCCGACGGAAAGCCCGAGUCUCCAGGUGGCCAUGUCGAGGAUGGGUGGGAAAAGGUCGAGACGUGGCCUUGA